AUGUCAACAAUUCCGCCAGCCAGCUUAGAACAAAUCCUGCGUAUUCGAGCCGAACGAAAUCAGCGAACACCGAAAUGUGCGAGAUGUCGAAAUCAUGGUACCGUAUCCGCUUUAAAGGGACAUAAGAGAUAUUGUCGGUGGAAGGAUUGUAUGUGUGCGAAGUGUACGUUGAUUGCGGAGAGGCAGCGAGUUAUGGCGGCACAGGUGAGUACGGUGUCUACAGUAAGAAUUUAAAGGGACAUAUAGGUUUUAUGAAUCCAAAGAUUCUGAAGUUAGUUUGAAGUUUUGAAAAUAUGAAAUUUUAUGCUGAAAAUAUCUGAAAAUCAGUAUUACCAUAAUCCUCGAGAAGUACACGGAAAUUUGAGAAAAUUUCGAAUUUUCGCCUUUUCCCGCUUGUUCUCGAGAAGUACACGAAAAUUUCGAAUUUUUUGAAUUUUCCCGCUUGUCCUCGAGAAGUACACGGAAAUUUCGAUUUUUUUGAAUUUUCCCGCUUGUCCUCGAGAAGUACACGGAAAUUUUAAAUUUUUUGAAUUUCCCGCUUGUCCUCGAGAAGUACACGAAAAUUUCGAAUUUUUUGAAUUUGCAAAGUUUCCCGCUUGUCCUCGAGAAGUACAAGGAAAUUUUCGAUUUUUUGAAUUUGCAAAAUUUCCCGCUUGUCCUCGAGAAGUACAUGGAAAUUUUGAAUUUUUCGAAUUUUUGCCUUUUCCCGCUUGUCCUCGAGAAGUACACGAAAAUUUUGAAUUUUUCCAGGUCGCCCUUCGUCGCCAACAAAGUCAAGAAGAAAAAGAUGCUCGAGAUUUGGAAAUGUUGCUCGCCUCAAAUGGUGGAAGUGGUGAGUUCCCUUUUUUGGAAGGGGGGUGUCAAUUUGGGUGGGGGGUAACCUGAUAUUAAAAAAGACAGUGCAACAUUUUGUUACACUUAUAACCGGGUCAUAUUUGCACACACCGUGUUUUUUGUAUUGUAAUUUGGGAUAGAAAUUUUCGAGAGUUAGACUAAAUCACUUUUUGCAGCCACUGAACUUCUUGACAUGCUUCGAACUGAACAACAACCACAAAAUCUAUCAUCCUCAUCAGCUCCAAACCUAAUUUCAAUGAACAAUAAUAAACAAGACGACGAGGAACACCAGCAACACAACGAAGAAGGAGAAGAUAGCAGCAAUAACACAACAACCAGCGGUAGGUUAGAGGGCGAGACGUAUAGAGUAUAAAUAGGAAAAAUAGCGUGGCGGCCUUCAACAGCACGAUGGCCGAGUGGUUAAGGCGUUGGACUUAAGUUCCAAUGGAUGCGAAAUCCGCGUGGGUUCGAACCCCACUCGUGCUAAUAGUUUUUAUUUUUUUUCUAUUUUUUCUUAAUCCCUCGCAAGGGUGACAAUUAGAGGGGCUAAGCAUAAAACAGGUGAAGCUAAGUGGGAUUAAGGUUACGCAAGUCAAUUAAUAUUGUUGGCAGCUGUACUUAGUAAUGUUUUUGUUUUUUUAGAUGAGAAAGAGGAGGAUACGGUAAAUCGGAGUAGCCCAAGUAGUCCGUCGAGUACAAGUGAACUUGUUGGAAGUCAAACAUCCUCUUGUUCACCAGUUGAAUCGCCGGCAAUGUAUAGAAGACAACAACAUCAACAAUUAUUUCAACAUAUUCCAAUGUUCAAUCCUUUGAUGUAUAAUCGACAUUUUAUGAGGAUUCCUAGUAAGUUCAGCCGGAUUUUUCAAAGAUUUUUUCUCAAAAACCUCUUUCCAGUGCUUCCCCACUUCGCCUUCCCACCAGCCGCCCCAAUUCCGCAAAACUUCAGUUCAGCCGCCUCUUUGGCCGCACCAAUGCCACCCGCUCCAACUUCAACCCUAUUCCAAACCCCGCCAACCUCCAAUAAUUCCCCACCAACAACAAAUAACACCAUUUUCCCACAAAUUUUUCCGUUAGAUUGUCGACAAUUCAAAACUGAACAACAUACUGAAUAA
Caenorhabditis angaria is the source of this 1946-nucleotide messenger RNA. The record is from the annotation of a GenBank genome assembly. Lineage: Eukaryota; Metazoa; Nematoda; Chromadorea; Rhabditida; Rhabditidae.